AAAAAAAAGCCUCUGCCGAGCUUCUAAAUAGUACUUCCGGUUCCGGGUGAAAGGUCGUGGUGGGAGGCUCGGAGAGGCCGGCGGGUUCCCUUUUCCCCCUCCCCCGUUUCCGGGAGCCGCUGCCUCGCCUGGAAGGGAGAUGGAGCGGGAGUGAAGCCUUGGCGGGACCUCCCGACCCCUUCCCUCUCCCCUUUCCCUGCCACCGAGGCGCCUGAGCGCAGGGAAGGCCGCAAGCCACGGAUUUCUUACCCUGUCCAAAGCUCGCUUAGCAGUUCAUGCAGAAAAUCAAGAGGGCUCGGCUGGAAAACGAAAGUGCAGGAAGUUGGAGAAGUUCCUUGACGAGUUCGGGAGGAAGGCCCAGGAUGACGGCGGUGGAGGCCCUGUCGGAGAACCCGGAGGCUGUCGAGAUGGAGGACCCGUCGGCUUCCCGCUUCCAGGUGGCCAAACAUUCAUGGGAAGGCCUGCGGGACAUCAUUCACGGCAGCCGGAAGUACACGGGGAUGAUUGUGAACAAAGCGCCCCACGACUUCCAGUUCGUCCGGAAGACGGACGAAGCGAGCCCUCACUCCCAUCGGCUGUAUUACCUCGGAAUGCCUUAUGGAAGCCGGGAGAACUCCCUCCUCUACUCGGAGAUCCCAAAAAAGGUACGGAAGGAGGCCCUCCUCUUGUUAUCCUGGAAACAGAUGCUGGAUCACUUCCAGGCCACCCCCCACCACGGGAUGUACUCCAGGGAGGAGGAGCUGCUGAGGGAGCGCAAGCGCCUCGGGGUCUUUGGGAUCACGUCCUACGACUUCCACAGCGAGAGCGGCCUCUUCCUUUUCCAAGCCAGCAACAGCCUCUUCCACUGCCGGGACGGGGGCCAAAAUGGAUUCCUGGUCUCCCCCAUGAAGCCGCUGGAGAUCAAGACGCAGUGCUCAGGGCCCCGGAUGGACCCCAAGAUCUGUCCCGCGGACCCGGCUUUCUUCUCCUUCAUCAACAACAAUGACCUGUGGGUUGCGAACCUUGAAACCGGAGAGGAGAGGCGGAUGACGUUCUGCCAGAAAGGCUUAUCCAGCGUGCUGGACGACCCGAAAUCGGCCGGCGUCGCCACCUUCGUCAUUCAGGAAGAGUUUGAUCGGUUCACAGGGUACUGGUGGUGUCCCACGGCGUGUCAGGAAGGUCCUGAGGGCUGGAAGACAUUCCGGAUCCUCUAUGAGGAGGUGGACGAGUCAGAAGUCGAGGUCAUCCAUGUUCCUUCACCUGCUCUGGAAGAAAGAAAGACCGACUCCUACCGGUAUCCCAGAACAGGUAGCAAGAAUCCCAAGAUUUCAUUAAAGUUGGCAGAAUUUCAAGCAGACAGCCACGGCAAGAUAGUUUGCUCCCAAGACAAAGAGCUGGUGCAUACCUUUGAAACCAUGUUCCCCAGGGUGGAAUACAUCGCCCGUGCCGGGUGGACCCGGGACGGGAAGUAUGCUUGGGCCAUGUUCCUGGACAGGCCUCAGCAGCAACUUCAGCUGGUCCUCCUCCCUCCGGCCCUCUUCAUCCCAGUCCCCGAAAGCGAAGCGCAGCGGCUGGAGUUUGCCAGAGCCGUGCCGGAAAACGUCCACCCCUUCGUCAUUUACGAGGAGGCCACCGACGUCUGGAUCAAUGUCCAUGAUAUUUUCUACCCCUUCACCCAGCCCGAAGGGGAGGAGGAUGAGCUGCAUUUCCUCCGUGCCAAUGAAUGUAAGACGGGUUUCUGCCAUUUGUACCGGGUCACGGCCCUCCUGAAACGGGGCAGCUACGACUGGACCCGAUUUUUUUCCCCUUGUGCACACUUCACCUCUCUCUCUCUGUUAUUUUCCGCCCCCUCCCUGGUCCCUGCUGGGCAUCAGAUCUGGGUGAACGAAGAGACAAAACUGGUGUAUUUUCAAGGCACGAAGGAUUCCCCUCUGGAGCAUCAUCUCUACGUGGUCAGCUACGAGUCGCCCGGGGAGGUGGUUCGGCUCACCACCCUCGGCUUCUCUCACAGCUGCUCCUUGAGCCAGAACUUCGACAUGUUCAUCAGCCAUUACAGCAGCGUCAGUACCCCGCCCUGCGUGCAUGUUUACAAACUCAGUGGCUCCGAUGAGGAUCCCCUCCACAAGCAGCCCAGGUUUUGGGCCAGCAUGAUGGAAGCGGCCAGCUGCCCGGCUGAUUACAUCCCCCCGGAGAUCUUUCACUUCCGCACUCAGUCAGAUGUUGAGCUUUACGGCAUGGUGUACAAGCCUCACGACCACCAGCCUGGAAGGAAACACCCCACCGUGCUUUUCGUCUACGGAGGACCUCAGGUUCAGUUAGUCAAUAACUCCUUUAAAGGCAUUAAGUACCUCCGGCUCAACACUCUGGCCUCCCUGGGCUAUGCCGUGGUGGUGAUCGACGGCCGGGGAUCGUGUCAAAGAGGUCUUAGGUUUGAAGGCACUCUGAAGAAUCAGAUGGGCCAGGUGGAGAUUGAGGACCAGGUGGAAGGUUUACACUACGUUGCGGAGAAGUACGGGUUUGUGGACCUCACUCGUGUUGCCAUCCACGGAUGGUCCUACGGGGGUUUCCUCUCCCUCAUGGGGCUGAUCUGCAAACCUCACGUCUUCAAGGUGGCGAUCGCUGGGGCCCCCGUCACAGUCUGGAUGGCGUACGACACGGGCUACACCGAACGAUACAUGGACGUCCCCGAAAACAACCAGCAAGGCUACGAGGCUGGCUCGGUGGCGCUACACGUAGAAAAACUCCCCAACGAGCCAAACCGUUUGCUGAUCCUCCAUGGUUUCCUCGAUGAAAAUGUGCACUUUUUCCACACCAAUUUCCUGAUCUCUCAGCUCAUCCGGGCCGGGAAACCUUAUCAGCUACAGAUCUACCCGAACGAGAGACACAGUAUUCGCUGCCCCGAAUCCGGGGAGCACUACGAAAUCACGCUGCUGCACUUUCUUCAAGAAUACCUCUGAGGGUGGGCAGGAGGAGGAAGGAUACCCUGGUGCCGCCUCCAAAACUGCCAUGGACGCUGACAGCUCCUUCGCCUCGGCUCCCGUUUUGUUUUCUUUUUUCAAAAAAAUCCCACAUCAUAUUAUUUUUGGCCCUAUUUGGCAGCCUUUGAACCCAGAGCACUCGUCGCCUUGGCUCUGUGUGUGUGUCUGUCUUUCAAUUUUUUUCCUUCCUUCCUUCUCCUUCCU
Messenger RNA from Pogona vitticeps (central bearded dragon), 3161 nucleotides. The record is from RefSeq and is a predicted model, not a curated record. NCBI's taxonomy places the organism in Eukaryota, Metazoa, Chordata, Lepidosauria, Squamata, Agamidae.